Molecule: messenger RNA, 3516 nt
Organism: Leptopilina heterotoma
Lineage: Eukaryota; Metazoa; Arthropoda; Insecta; Hymenoptera; Figitidae
Product: sex-lethal homolog
Exons: 6
Coding region: 559-1470 (303 amino acids)
Cellular component (GO): cytosol; nucleus; ribonucleoprotein complex
Molecular function (GO): mRNA 3'-UTR binding; poly(A) binding; poly(U) RNA binding
Source: RefSeq, a predicted model, not a curated record
CUUAGGUAAAAUUUUAAGGUUGAGGGGCAGGUCAAGAACUAAACCGGGCUUUGGCUUGGCAUCAAAUGCUGGUAUAAAAGGCUGUACUUGUGAAUAUUAAGAUAAAGUUUGCGUUUAUUUUCAUUAAAAAGUGAACGAGUAUUCUUUCUAUCCGGUUUUCAAGUUUGCCACGUUGAUCGUUGUAAGUAAUUCGCAAACUUGACGUAAGCGUUCCAAUUCACGCCAACGUUCCUUCUCGCUCCAUUAUUAAAAAAAAAAAAAGUUUUGAUAAGUCGUCCAAAGUUUUGUUUCUCGUCUUCUUCGUCCAUUUCUCAUUCAGUGUUGAAAGAAUCUUUCUCUAAAUCGUAUCGCGAGUGCUUCUUUUCAGUUUUCGUCGUUUUUUUGCGCGAAUUUUCAUUCGCUUUUUUUCUGGCAUCUUAUUUUUUUGAGUGUGGAGGCAGCAGCAGCAGCGGCAGCGGCAGCAACAAUACACAUUUGCAACCACAACAUAUUCCCGUAUUGGUGACGCCAACGAUCAUAGAUCAAAGAAUUGUCAACGGGACUCAGUGUGGUCCAGAUAUGACAGAUCAGCGUCAACAACAAGUAAACAAAGGCAACGGAAUGGAUUCAAGAACAAAUUUGAUUAUCAAUUAUUUGCCACAGAGCAUGACAGAAAAAGAGCUCUACAGUAUGUUUGUUACAAUUGGCCCAGUUGAAUCGUGCAGAGUCAUGAAGGAUUACAAGACUGGUUACAGUUAUGGUUUUGGUUUUGUCAACUAUGCAAAAAUGGAAGACGCAAACACUGCGAUUGCAACUUUGAAUGGACUUCAAGUUCAAAAUAAGAAACUAAAGGUUUCACAUGCGCGUCCUUCAGGCGAGGAGAUUAAGGAGACCAAUCUCUACGUUACAAAUUUGCCAAGAAAUAUUACGGACAAGCAGAUUGAAGAUAUUUUCAGUAAAUAUGGAAAUAUCGUGCAGAAAAAUAUCCUCAAGGAUAAACAUACAGGUUUACCAAGAGGUGUAGCUUUCGUGAGAUACGAUAAACGAGAAGAAGCACAAGAAGCAAUUAAUUUCCUCAAUGGAACGGUUCCCGAUGGAGGUUCUGAGCCACUGAGUGUGAAAAUAGCCGAAGAACAUGGAAAACAAAAGGCGGCUUAUUACGCGGGAUGGCAAGCCGGUUACAAUCAAAGUCGCGGCGGUGGAAUGGCUGGUAGGGGACGUGGAGGGCCACCAGUUGGUGUUGGUAUGGGAGCAGGAAUGCCAGGUUUAGGUGCAGGAGGACCACCGGGUAUAAUGGGCAGAUCGAGUGGUUUUGGACCCCGUGGAGGUCAUCAUUUUGGCGGGGGUGGUGUCGGUGGCGGUCCAGGCGCAAUGAGAAUGGAAAAAAUGCAUCCCCAUCGUUUUAAUCCAAUUGGAAUGAGUGGCGGUAUUAGCGGUGGUGGUGGUACAGGAGGUGGAGGCGGUGGCUAUGGAGCAUCAAAUUUCUGGUGACCACCUAUUGAUUCUGGUGCGUCCGAGUGACAUCGGCUCCAUCGCCGCUCCUAGUUUUCAACGACGGAAAUUUUACAUAAUAUUAAAAGUAACAAAAAAAAAAUAAUAUCCAGCGUUUCAUCGUGUUCUCCAAUUUUUUUUUCUUUUUUUUAAAAAAAUAUAUCGCCCGAAGUUUAUCUCCGUCGUUAAAACUAAAUAACCGAAGCCUUCCUCUUUAUAUUCCAAAAGAAAAAAAAUCUUUUUAAACGUAUCUGUGACCUUAAAAUUUACAAUACAAUUCAGUAUUUUGAAAAAAAUUUGUCUCUUCCGAAUAAUCGGAAAAGAAUUUUGUUUUUUUUUUUUGUUUUAGAGAAAAAUUGGGAAGGAUUUCUUUUUUAAUUGUGUUAAAUUAUUAAUUUUUUUUUCUCGUUUUCUAAUGUACCGAUCUAUUGAGAUACGGCUUUUAAUUAAUUGAUAAAGUUACGGAUGUUGCUGAUGUCACAAAUUUGUUACAUAUAGAAUUGAUAAAAAAGAAAAAAUAAAAAAAAAACGACGUUUUACUUCGCGCGUUUUCAACGUUUUUUCGCGUUCGUUGAAAGAGGAGCCACACACACGCUGGGUUCUGCUCGUUGUUAAAUGUUUCCUUUUAGCUUCAAAUAAAAUCGUCUAUUCUAUGUUAGUUUAAGGAGAUUUUUAAAGAAUAAAAAAAAAGUAAGAAUAAUAAUGAAUUCCAGGUCACUGAGAAGAAGCUUAGAUAGGAUUAAAAAAAAGGCGAUGAUUCUCAUUGAAUAAAAUGUAAAUAUUUAGCAGAUGUUCGUAUUUUGUAUCGAAAAGACACUCAUCUCUAAUCAUGUGCGAACAUUAAGAAUUGUGCGUUCGACAAUACGAAAUAUCCAAAUAGAUUCUAUGGCUCAACUUUUUCUCAGUGGGUGCGUCGCACACGUGGAUUUGUCUUUUUUUCUCCAAUCAGAAAAAAAAAUCAUGUACUUGAAAAAUUACCUUGUUUCGUAAUAUUAAUUGCGAAAAAAAUAAAUUCAUACAUUUUCAAUUAAAAGACAAAUCCACGAGUGCGUUUUGAUAGCUCGUGUAAUUUUUGUGCGGUAUGUUAAUGAGCUUAACAUGAGAAUAAAUUACAGCGAAAAAAAGAAGCACGUUGUUAUCGCAAACACUGUACAGGAAAUGUGAGACUGACUUUUUAUAGGUGAUAAACUUUUAGAGAGACGAUUGUCUUCAUUAAUCGGGGUUUUUUUUUUUUUUUUUUUUUUUUUAUUAGUUCUAGAAUGUCUUUUCUUUUCUUUCUUUCUUUUACAAUUUAACAAUUUUUUCUCUCUUUUUUUUAAAAAAAACGUUUCUUUUAAAUAAUUUCUUUGUAUGCGAAUGAAUUUUUUUAAAAAUUCUUUUACUCAGUUUGCUUGUAAAAAUUGAGUUUAAUAUUUUCUUCUUUUACAAUGUAAUGAAUUUUCUUUUAAUUUUUAAUUUUACAGAAUUUGAGUAAAUUUGUUUUCAAAUUAAAAAUUUUCCUUUAAUUUUUAAAACAAAAAUAAAAUUUUUUAGGGGAAAUAUGUGGGAAAAAAAAUUAAUUUCGAAAUUUUAAAAAUCGAAUUUUAUUAUUGACUAUUUUCGGGGUGGGGUAAUUUUUUUUUUUUUCUGAAACGACUUCAUUGUAAGUCCCUGGCUAAUGAUUUCGUAAGUCGUCAAGUUUAGAUCGCAGAUUUCGAAGAUCUAGUUUCUAAGUUCAUUUCACUACGUUUCAUUGCGGACGUAAUUUUGAAGAUAAUAAUAUUAUAUAAUUAUUGAAGAUACAUUCGAUAUUAAUUAAUUAAUAAUAAUAAUAAUAAUAUUAAUAAAAAGUUGAUUGUCAAAUUCUAAAUAAAUCUCUCUUGUCUAAGGACCGUGAAAAAUAAAAUGCACAACUGCUUUUUUUCUUGAUAUAAACAAUGUCAAAAGAAAAAAGAAAGAAAAAUACAAACAUAAACGGUCUUUAAUUCAAGCUUCUGAAGUAGUGAGAAUCUUAUGUAUCGCCUGUACCAAUACCUUCAAUAAAUUUACGUUCUCACCAAAAAAAAA